Messenger RNA from Pan troglodytes (chimpanzee), 955 nucleotides. RefSeq names its product NCBP2 antisense 2 (head to head) (gene NCBP2AS2). Lineage: Eukaryota; Metazoa; Chordata; Mammalia; Primates; Hominidae. The transcript has a single exon. The record is from RefSeq and is a predicted model, not a curated record. Bases 55 to 426 code for a protein of 123 amino acids.
UCAUUGGACCCAAUCCGAGGGCGGCAGUGUCGUCAUCAAGCUGCGCGGGGGCAUAUGACGUCCGGGUCGGGCGCCGCGGGGCGGAAGACGAGGGCGGCGAGGUCGGGUUCCGGGCGCCUGGAGAAGAUGGUGCUGCGGCGGCUGCUGGCCGCCCUGCUGCACAGCCCGCAGCUGGUGGAACGUCUGUCAGAGUCGCGGCCUAUCCGACGUGCGGCGCAGCUCACGGCCUUCGCACUGCUGCAGGCCCAGCUGCGGGGCCAGGACGCGGCCCGCCGCCUGCAGGACCUCGCGGCUGGGCCCGUGGGCUCCCUGUGCCGCCGCGCUGAGCGAUUUAGAGACGCCUUCACCCAGGAGCUACGCCGCGGCCUCCGAGGCCGCUCGGGGCCACCACCAGGUAGCCAGAGGGGCCCUGGCGCAAACAUUUAAUCCUGGGCUGUGCGGGGCCGAGGCCGCAUACUUUUCCUUCCGGGCUCUACAGUGGCCUCGACGUGGAGGGGUCAUUCCGGGCACUGCGCGCGGCUUCGAAUCCCGACUCGGAUUGUUGGCCUGCAGACAUCCCACGCAUAAGAGCCUAGGCCAGACCGCCCGCUCCGUUGAAGUCUUGUGAUUGGACAAGACACGGUGUGGAGAAAGACCCCUAAGCCUAACAGAGAUGAAGGUAGGCUGGGUCCAGACACGGCACCUACGGAGAGCCACGGACCGAAGCCAGAGAGCCUUUCCUCUGCAAGUGGGACUGAAACUCUUGACAGAUGCUGCUGAAUCUGACUGGCAUAGCAGGACAGUUAAUUCCAGGGACGAUACGGAUGAAAAGACAACCCUACAGCUGCCAAAUUCCUUUGAUUAAAUGUGUGAGCUGGUUGAUAGGCAUGAGUGUGAUACUUCUCAGGCAAGAUGUGUUAGGAAUACCGGGGACUGUAGGCCUAUGGUAAUAAUAAACACGUAUUUUAUGAAAUGA